Caenorhabditis sp. 36 PRJEB53466 is the source of this 784-nucleotide messenger RNA. The record is from the annotation of a GenBank genome assembly. Lineage: Eukaryota; Metazoa; Nematoda; Chromadorea; Rhabditida; Rhabditidae.
AUGACCCACUUCAAACUCUACUAUUUCGACGUGCGCUCACGCGGUGAAGUCAUCCGCCUUCUCUUCCAUCUCGCCGACGAAAAGUUCGACGAUGAGCGCAUUAGUUUUGAGACCUGGGGAGCCUUGAAAUCCCGUAAGUUUCCAAUGGGUUGUGACGUUUCAUUGUGACGUUUCAGAAAUGCCGCUCGGCCAGCUUCCGGUCCUUGAAGUUGACGGUGUCAAGAUUGCCCAAACGACCGCAAUCGCUCGCUAUCUCGGACAUCAGUUUCGUGAGUGACUGAAAUUAAUCAAACAAAAAGUGACAUUUGAAAUCUCCUUCAAAAUUCAGACCGCGCCGGAACCAAUGCGGUCGACUGUGCUCGUCUUGACAUGAUCGCCGAGGUCAUCCAGGAGUUCAUGAGCACUCAGGGAAUGGGGAGAUUCGCUCGAGUGCUCGCCGGGAUGAUUCCAGAGAUUCAAGACAAGAACCAGUUCUACAAGGAGCAAGUGGUCCCGGAUAUCGAGAAGUAUGCCCCGCUUAUCGAGAAAUUCCUUGUCGAGAAUGGAAACAACGGACUUUUCCUGGGGGACCGUGAAACCUGGGUCGACGUGUUUGCCGCUGAAACCUUCUCGAAAGUGAUCGACUACGGAAGCCCGGAUGCUUUGGAUGCUUAUCCGCACAUUCUGGUGAGAAAAUCAUAGAAAAAUCUUGAAAUGCUUUCAAUUUCAGUCUUUGAUCAACCGUGUCUUCAACCACCCGAACAUCAAGAAGUACGUCUCCGAGAGAAAGCAUACCGUCUGCUAA